Molecule: messenger RNA, 2106 nt
Organism: Saccostrea echinata
Lineage: Eukaryota; Metazoa; Mollusca; Bivalvia; Ostreida; Ostreidae
Product: E3 ubiquitin-protein ligase Hakai-like
Exons: 6
Coding region: 1-1542 (513 amino acids)
Biological process (GO): regulation of cell adhesion; protein ubiquitination
Molecular function (GO): ubiquitin protein ligase activity
Source: RefSeq, a predicted model, not a curated record
AUGUUACAUAUACCAAUCGGCGUGUUCUUCAACAUGGCGGAUGAUCAAGCAAUGGAGCUUGAAUCUGAGGCAGGUGGUACAGUGAAUACAGGAAAUGUCAAAAAAAAUAUCCCAAUCAAACUGAAAACUCAACCAAAACCAACGAGAGGGAGACCAAGAAAAGCCACAAAGAUAAAGAAAGAGGCAUCUCCCCCGGAUGUUCCAGACACGGAUGAAAAUUCAAGUGUUGCUGAUUCGGAGUUCAUUGAAGCACCGAUCUUUAAACAGCCAGGAGAACCCCUGCACCAAAGUCAGGCAUUACGAUGGAACCACAAGGUUAACCUUAUUGGAGAGAAGGUGGUGGACCCCCUGAUUCAUUGCUGUGACAAAUGUAAACUGCCCAUUCUCAUCUAUGGUCGUAUGAUUCCAUGUAAGCAUGUGUUCUGCUUUGACUGCGCAAGAAAGACAGAUAAAGUUUGUCCAAGGUGUGAAGAAACUGUCCAGCGAAUAGAGCAGUCUGCACUGGGGACUGUAUUUGUCUGUAGCUAUGGAGGGCCUAAGCAUGGGGAUGGUGGAUGUAGGCGCACUUACCUGUCCCAUAGGGACCUCCAAGCCCACAUCUACCACAGACACAUGAGGACUGACUCCACAAAGUCCUCAUCAUCCACCAGUCAGGCAUCUGGAGCAAGUAAACCUGUGGUAGAACAAUACACAACCUCUAAAGUAAGCUCAAAAUCACAGCACUCUACACCAAUCAUAGAGCAGUACACAACAGCAGCCGGCCGGCACGCUAGUGGAGAGAGUCAUCUGAAUCUACCACACUCCUCCCGCCCUAGUGAUGCCAUGUAUCAACAGCCCAUCCUGGGUCAGAUACCACCCCCAGCCCAGGCUCUACCCACUCAAGCCAUGCUACAAGGCCCUCCUCCUAGACUCCCUCUAUCACAAGGACAGCCACCUGCUCAGUCAAUCAUACCUGGACAACAAGCUGAUAGUUACCAACUAGCCUCUAUGUCAGCACUAGCACCUGGUAGGAAGACUAAUCUUAUCACUGUACCACUACAAGACGACUCGGAUUACAGACGGAGGGACCUAGCGGCUGGAUACGGUUCUUUGCCUCCAUCAACCUUUUCAACAUCAUUGCCCCCACCUGGUGGUAUUGCUCAGCAGCAGGCAUUUCCAUCCAUGCAUCAGGGUCCCCAGCCAACAUCUAUCGCUGGUUUUCCUCCCUCUGGCCCUCCUCCUUUUACUUCACCUCCGUUAAGGACUCAGUUGCCUGUUUCAUCGGGAGUUAGUGUUCCCAUUUCCCAUCCACCUCCAAUCAGCGUUCCUACCCCCAAUCUCUCUACGCCUCCCCCUCCACUGUUGUCCGGCCCCAGAAUUCCAAUUCAAGGUGGUCAACCACCAAGAUUUGGAAGUCCCCAAGGUCAUUUCAAUGACAGUUACAGUCAAAGUGCUCCUGGGGGUCAAAAUCCAAGGGGACCAUGGACUGGUCCCCCUCCACAAAGAAGUUCUGGGGGUCAGUCACAAAGGGCACAGUCAGAAGGCUACCAGUACUAUCAAUAGACAUUGUUAAAAUAAAGACACUUUGUUGAUGUGUUCUUUAUGCAUUGAAUGAGAUAAAUACAUGUAGGAUUUUUUUCUUUUCAUCUUUUUUUUUUUUUACUAAACUUGAAAGUAUUUUAUCAUCUUAUAAAUACUGUGUCUAUGUUCAAUUUUUAUUUGUAUACAGUGCUACAGAGUUCACAUGUGUGAGAAGUUGUCCAAUUUUGUUAUGUGUAUUUUGCCUCAAUGUUCAAUGUUUUAUUUGAACUUUAAAGUUUCAGAUACAUGUUUCUAAAAUAACCACAGUUACAGUAGUGAAUUUGUUCUCGCCAGUUACAUUUUUCAGAAUUAUGGGUUUAUUUUACUGUUGAAAUAAGUUUUAGAGAAUAGUAUGAAGGCUUGCUUCUUACAUUUCAGUAUCCAGAUAUUUACAGAACCUUCUUACCUACAUGAAGUGGAUUAAUAUUGACAAAACACUUACAAGUUAUUCCUGUAGUAGCUUCCAUCUCACUCCAUAUAUCAGUUUUUUUGUUGUUAUUAAGAAUAAGAAGGUACAAAAUUGUAAUUAAAUUUUAUAAAUGUAAA